Molecule: messenger RNA, 803 nt
Organism: Vigna umbellata (rice bean)
Lineage: Eukaryota; Viridiplantae; Streptophyta; Magnoliopsida; Fabales; Fabaceae
Source: RefSeq, a predicted model, not a curated record
AACUCAAAUUCUUAAUUUCUCAACCAAAUGUCUAAUCGAUCACGUUCAUUCAUCAGGUGACCGUUAUGAAACUCAAGGUUGAUCUCCAGUGCCACAAAUGCUACAAGAAGGUCAAGAGAAUUCUCUGCAAAUUCCCUCAGAAAUUCGAGACCAGUUUUAUGACGAGAAGCAUGACAUCGUCACCAUAACGGUGGUAUGCUGUAACCCGGAGAAGCUCAGGGACAAGAUUUGCUGCAAAGGCUGUGGGACUAUCAAAAGCAUUGAAAUCGUCGAACCGCCCAAGCCCAAACCACCCGAGAAGCCUAAGCCUGAAAAACCCACCGAACCGGUGAAGCCAGAGAAGCCCAAGCCUUGUCCGGCGCCGCCUCCUUGUGCGGCGCCGCCUUGUCCGGCGCCGCCUCCAAGGCCGCCGCCGCCUCAUUGUCCGGUGCCGCCGCAUUGUCCGGUGCCACCGCAUUGUCCGCCGCCGCCGCCGCAUUGUCCGCCACCGCCGCAUUGUCCACCGCCGCCAAGGCCGGUUCCGAUCGGAGUAUGUUGUGUACCAUGCUAUGAAGGUCAGGGAGGUGGACCAUGCUUUCAUUGGCACGGUGGGCCAUCACCGUGUUAUGUGGUUUGUUGUGGAAGACCUAUUUGCCACAGUUACGGUGGGUGCAGGCCCUGUUACGUGAGCCGUUGCGAUGAAUAUUUCUGUGAAGAUAACGCCUCUGCCUGCUCAAUUAUGUGAUCGUCCUCUCCAUGAUCACCUUCUGUUUAUUCAUCGAUUCUGUCAUCUGUGUUGUGCCUCUCAUGCAUUCAAUCGUCAA